AUGGGAUUAAUUGAUACUAUCUUCCCUCUUCCUGACGGUUGCUGCCUCGCCCCGUCCUCCCUGUCUCCCACAGCAGUGUUGGCAGGUCUCGCGGCCACCCAAGAUAUCAAGAAGCCGGAAGACUUGGAGGACCCUGAAAUUUUGGCAGAUCCGGAGAGCUUGGACAACCUGGAGGGUCAAGAGACUUAUCAAGGAGGUGGCAGUGGCUUGAUUAAUGUUGAUGGUACUGGAGGACUUAAGAGUGGUGUUGUAGGUAGUGGUGGGUAUGUUAGUGGUAGUGGUGGAGCAAACAGUGGAAGCUUCGUUACUGGAAGCGAUAGUGGAGGCAGCGGUGUGUUCACUAGUGGUGGAGGAGGCCCAGGCAGCGGAGACUAUGUUAGCAGUGGUAGUAGAGGCAGUGGGAGCAUCACUGGUAGUGGAGGCAGUGGCAUUACUACUAGUGGUGGGAGUUACGGUAGCGGUGGCGGCUUCACCGGCAGUGGCGGGCGAGGCAGUGCCAGGGUAAACACUGACUUUACCAGCAGUGGCGGAGGCGGCUACACCGGAGGUGGUGGUGCGUCUGUAGGGCAGCGCAACAACCUGGGGGUGGUGUUCCCGAGCGGAUACCUCGAUGCCAUCCCUGGGACUCCCGGACGGGACUACCUGCUCCUGUCUACCGUCCCGUCGACGGCCUUCGUCUGCGACUCUCUCCCGGGCUACUACGCCGACACCGACCCCGCCGCAGGAUGCCAGGUGUUCCACAUCUGUCAGCCAGAUGGCCGCCUGGACUCGUUCCUCUGCCCCAACGGCACAGUCUUCAACCAGCAGUACUUCGUGUGUGACUGGUGGUUCAACUUCGACUGUUCCACCGCCAGGCAGUACUACGACCUCAACGCUGCCGUCGGCAAGCUCGACAACACCGUGUUCUUCUCCGGCAACAGCAUCGACGGCGGUGGCAACACAAAUGGCAACUAUGGCGGCUCUUUCGGAGGUGGUGGCAACCUCCAGCUGUCUUCCAGCGCUUACGCAUCUCCUGGAAAAUGAUUGUAACAUCUGAAGGGGAGAUCCAGCUGCCUUACAGAGAUACGUUUCGCCUGGAAAAUGGGAUAACAUCCGAGAGGGACAGUUUAGGCUGGUGACGGGCUUAAGGCCUAUACCAACUUCUGAUGGGUCAUUAAGCCCACCGCAAUUGCUUACUGACCAACAAGUAAGAACACAUUUGUACUGAACGUAGUUCAGGACUGAAGUAAAC
This is a messenger RNA of Procambarus clarkii (red swamp crayfish), 1231 nucleotides long. Lineage: Eukaryota; Metazoa; Arthropoda; Malacostraca; Decapoda; Cambaridae. The record is from RefSeq and is a predicted model, not a curated record.